This is a messenger RNA of Penaeus vannamei (Pacific white shrimp), 531 nucleotides long. The record is from RefSeq and is a predicted model, not a curated record. Lineage: Eukaryota; Metazoa; Arthropoda; Malacostraca; Decapoda; Penaeidae.
AUGCUAUCUCACACUGCCUCAUGCUACCUCAUACUGCCUUAUGCUGCCUCAUACUGCCUCUCACUGCCUUAUGCUGCUCUUAUUGUCUCAUGUUACCUUAUACUGCCUUAUGCUCCUCAUGCUGCUUCAUAUUGCCUCUCGCUACCUCUUACUGUCUCAUGCUGCCUCAUAUUGCCCUAUUUUGCUCAUGCUGCCUCAUACUGCUUCUCGCUAUCUCUUACUGCCUCAUACUGCCUUAUGAUGCUCAUGCUGCCUCUCGCUACCUCUUACUACCUCAUACUGCCCCUAUGCUGCCUCAUGCUGCCUCAUACUGCCCUAUCUUGCUCAUGCUGCCUCAUACUGCCUUUCGUUACCUCUUACUGCCUCACGCUACCUCAUACUACCUCAUACUGCCCCUAUGCUACCUCAUACUGCCUCAUGCUACCCUAUACUCCUCUUAUUGCCUCAUACUGCCCUAUCUUGCUCAUGCUACUUCAUGCUACCUCAUACUGCCUCAUGCUACCCUAUACUCCUCUUAUUGCCUCAUGCUGA